GGCUAACACGGGAGCCGACCCUCAGGUAGCCGUGCUCUGCGAAGCUGGCGCCACCUACCACCCGCAAUACAUGUCCGCGGUGGGCCGAUGGACGCCCGACCUCACCACCAAGCCGCACAACUGCUUGAAGGACAAGAUGGAGAUCCUGGACUAUUGCAAGAAGGUGUACCCCAGCCACGACAUCACCAACAUCGUGGAGGCCUCGCACUACGUGAAGGUCAGCAACUGGUGCAAGCUCGGCGCCGGCAGCGCUUCGAAGUGCAAGGUCACUCGAUGGGUCAAGCCAUUCCGCUGUCUUGAAGGUCCAUUCCAAUCGGAUGCGCUGCUGGUUCCUGAGAGCUGCCUCUUCGACCACAUCCACAACCAGAGCCGGUGCUGGCAAUUCGCGAGGUGGAACGCGACGGCUGGCCGCGCCUGCGCGCAACGAGGCCUGCGACUGAGGACCUUUGCGAUGCUACUGCCAUGUGGAAUCAGCCUGUUCUCUGGUGUCGAGUUCGUCUGCUGCCCAAAGCAUUUUAAAGAAAACGUGAAGCUACAUAAGCCCAUGGACGUCGGAGUACCAGUCAGCCCUGGAGGUGAAGAGAUGCUCGCCGCUUCUGCAGCGAUGGACGAGCGUGAUGACGACUUGCUCGACGAUGAUGACGCUCUGGACGAUGAUGACGAUGACGACACCCUGAACCUGAGCGACGACGACGACGAUGAUGAUACUGACGAUGAUAUGGAUGAAGACGAAGACGCGGACUUAUCUCGCGACGACGACGCUGAAGACGACGAUUAUACCGACGCCGACGACAGCGCGUGGCCCCGCCCUGAAUCUUCUGCUGCACCGUCCACCACUACCACGUCGACCACCACCACCACUACUACAGUGGCGUCCACGGCUACAUCGGACCCGUACUUCUCUCACUUCGACCCUCGUACUGAGCACCAGAGCUACAAGGAUGCCCAACAACGCCUCGAGGAAACCCACCGCGAAAAGAUCACCAAGGUGAUGAAGGAGUGGUCCGAGCUGGAAGACCGCUACCAGCAGAUGAUGAACACCGACCCGGCCGCCGCGCAGACCUUCCGCCAACGCAUGACCGCCAAGUUUCAGGCUAACGUGCAGUCUCUCGAAGAAGAAGGCGUAGCGGAACGCCGCCGGCUGGCCGCCCUUCAUCAACAGCGAGUCUUGGCUCACCUCGCUCAACGUCGUCGCACUGCGCUUUCUUGCUACACUCGCUCUCUCCGCGACACGCCACCCAAUGCCCAUCGCGUGCAGAAGUGCCUCCAGCGCCUCGUGCGAGCUCUGGCCGCUGAGCGAAGUGGAGCCCUGGCCGCUUGGAGACGUGCCGCCGCCGCUGGGCGUGAAGCUGCUGCUGCUGAGCGCGCCAGCGCUGCUGAUAGACUGCAGGACGCCGACCGCGCUCUCCAACGCGCCCUGACUGCUCUUCGUCGCCGCCCUCACCUCUACGCCAGCAUUGGAACCGCCAUUGAAGACUAUGUUCAGUCCAUGCAGUCCAAGGACGACAUGGCUGUGUCCCUGAUGUCCAUGACCCCUGAGGCCGAGGAGCUGCUCUUGGACAGGAUCGAGGCUGAGGUCCAGAGGGAACAGGCGGCCAGGGAACAACUGAACACCAAGAGGGACCAGCGCACGCGGCAGAGACAGGACAUCCAGAAUGAGAGGGCCAAGACUUCCAACGGCAUCCACGAGAGCGAGGAGUCCGACGAUGAAGCCCGUGAGACUGAAGCCGAGGUCUCAGAGGCCAGCGCCGCGCCGCGCACCGCCGCGCCCUCCGCCGCGCCCUCCUCGCCCGAGCCCGAGCCCUCCUCCCGGGAACCUACCACGCACGCGCCCUACACGCAGGACACCUCUACCACGGAAAUCAUUACGAGCACGGUGACUGAAGCCCCCGAGAGCGAGACUCCCGAGACCAACGAGCCCAGCGAGACUUCCAGCCGCCGAUCGACUAGCGAGACGGAAGGCUCAGGCCUUCGCCAGGCAUUAGAGCAGGCCGAGGAGCGCGCGCCGCCGCCGCCCGCGCACGCGCUCAAGCACGAGCUCCAGCACUCGCAGCCAGUACGUAUUGUGUUCAUUGGCUACACAAUCCGCGGCACGGGCCCCAACGCACCCGGUUCCGGCGCCGGCGCCUUGUACCCGGCUCUGUGUGUAGGAGGCGCCGCUCUGGCCGCCGCUGCUUGCGUGGCACUGGCCGUAGCGCGCCGCCGUGACCGCGCGCCGCAAGCCCAGGGAUUCGUGCAGGUGGAGCAGACGGGCGCAGUGGCACCGACCCCCGAGGAGCGACACGUGGCCAACAUGCAGAUCAACGGCUACGAGAACCCCACCUACAAGUACUUCGAGGUCAAGGAGUAAGCGCGUCCGGCCCGCCGCCCCCCACUAGAUGUGUCACUUUUGUACCUAUCGCCUAGCCGGGCCAGUAGUGCGAUCACAGAUUUAUAGACCAACUGGAUACACGCCACUUUGACAUCUAUCGUCAUUUACUGAGGUAAAGUCUGGUCCGUGAGCACGUAGAAUUUUGUCCAAUGACCCCAAGCUACCUAUCCUUAUC
This is a messenger RNA of Ostrinia furnacalis (Asian corn borer), 2546 nucleotides long. RefSeq names its product amyloid-beta-like protein (gene Appl). Gene Ontology annotation, cellular component: neuron projection; membrane; neuronal cell body. The coding region runs from base 71 to 2350 and encodes 759 amino acids. The transcript is spliced from 16 exons. Gene Ontology annotation, biological process: axonogenesis; central nervous system development. The record is from RefSeq and is a predicted model, not a curated record. Gene Ontology annotation, molecular function: heparin binding; transition metal ion binding. NCBI's taxonomy places the organism in Eukaryota, Metazoa, Arthropoda, Insecta, Lepidoptera, Crambidae.